UCACAACCCAGGCGUCGGGGCUCUUUCCAUUAGCUCAAAGCCGUUUCCCUUUUAACACGAAAGCUUCUAUCGUUAAAUCUUCAUAUAUCAUUCUCUGACAUCGGCGCCACUGCGCACCUGAGGUUUUGCUGUGGAUAGACACUGCUGCAGGCAGCCUUCCCCGUCACCAUGGCUCCAAGGGACACCUUCUUCCGCUCGUCGGAUAUGAGCUUGACCCAGCUCUACAUCGCCAAUGAAAUCGGUCGAGAAGUUGUCAGUGCUCUUGGAGAACUCGGUCAAGUCGAGUUCAGAGAUCUUAACCCCGACACCAAUGCCUUCCAGCGUACCUUCACCAAGGAAAUCCGCCGGCUGGACAAUGUGGAAAGACAGCUGCGCUAUUUCCAUGGUCAGAUGGACAAGGCGAGCAUUCCCAUGAGGUCCUCUUCUGAAUUCUCGGAUACUCUGGCAGCGCCUCUCGCCUCGGAGAUCGACGAACUGGCGGAACGCAGCGAAAGCCUCGAACAGCGGAUCGCCUCUUUGAACGAUAGCUACGAGACCCUGAAGAAGCGUGAGGUGGAACUCACUGAGUGGCGUUGGGUUUUGAGGGAGGCCGGUGGUUUCUUCGAUCGCGCCCACAGCCAUACCGAAGAGAUCCGACAAUCCUUCGACAACGAUGAGGCACCACUGCUCCGGGAUGUCGAACACCAAGGCACCAACGGGGAUGCGCAAGGUCAGCAGCAGUCCUUCCUGGAGAUGAACAUCGGCUUCGUGGCAGGUGUGAUUCCCCGGGAUCGAAUUGGGGCCUUCGAGCGUAUUCUAUGGCGUACGCUGCGUGGUAACCUCUACAUGAACCAGUCUGAGAUCCCUGAGGCAAUCAUCGAUCCUUCGACCAACGAGGAGUCUCACAAGAACGUCUUCGUCAUUUUCGCCCAUGGAAAGAGCAUCAUCGCCAAGAUCAGAAAGAUCUCGGAGUCUCUCGGCGCGUCGCUGUACAAUGUCGAUGAGAAUAGUGAGCUCCGACGCGACCAGAUCCAUGAGGUUAACACUCGUUUGAGCGAUGUCGGGAACGUUCUCCGCAACACCAAGAACACGCUCGACGCGGAGCUUACGCAGAUUGCUCGCUCGCUAGCAGCUUGGAUGAUCAUUGUCAAGAAGGAGAAGGCGGUUUACGAUACGCUCAACAAGUUUUCUUAUGAUCAAGCUCGGAAGACUCUCAUCGCCGAGGCUUGGUGUCCGACCAACUCGCUGGCCCUGAUCAAGUCGACCUUGCAAGACGUCAACGACCGUGCUGGACUGAGCGUGCCCACUAUUGUCAACCAGAUCCGGACCAACAAGACGCCUCCCACCUACGUGCGAACCAACAAGUUUACAGAGGCUUUCCAGACCAUUGUUAAUGCUUACGGCAUUCCCAAGUACUCCGAGGCCAACCCCGGUCUCUACACUGUCGUCACGUUCCCUUUCCUGUUCGCUGUCAUGUUUGGUGACUUUGGCCAUGGUACCUUGAUGUUUUUGGCGGCCUCUGCCAUGAUCUUCUGGGAACGCAAGUUGCAGAAGACCAAGCUGGACGAAUUAACGUACAUGGCAUUCUAUGGUCGUUACAUCAUGUUGAUGAUGGGUAUUUUCUCUAUGUACACGGGUUUGAUCUACAAUGAUAUCUUCUCCAAGUCAUUCACUAUCUUCUCCAGUGCUUGGAAAUGGCCUGAGGAUAUUCAGCAAGGACAGACCGUGAACGCAGCGCUGAAAGGAAGCUAUCGCUAUCCCUUUGGACUUGACUGGAAUUGGCACGGAGCGGAGAACUCUUUGCUGUUUACCAACAGUUUGAAGAUGAAGAUGAGUAUCGUUCUCGGUUGGGCUCAUAUGACUUACGCCCUGUGCCUGCAAUAUGUCAAUGCCCGUCAUUUCAAGUCCAGGGUUGAUGUUAUUGGUAACUUCAUUCCGGGAAUGAUUUUCUUUCAGUCUAUCUUCGGAUAUCUCGUCCUUACUAUUCUCUACAAGUGGUCUGUGGACUGGAACGCUCGCGGACAGUCUCCCCCGGGUCUCUUGAACAUGCUCAUUUUCAUGUUCCUCAGCCCUGGGACAGUUGAGGAGCAAUUGUACCCUGGACAAUCCGGAGUCCAAGUCGUCCUCCUGCUUCUCGCAGUGGUUCAAGUGCCAGUCAUGCUCUUUUUCAAGCCGUUCUACCUCCGUUGGGAGCAUAACCGUGCUCGUGCGCUCGGAUACCGGGGUCUCGGCGAACAGUCUCGUGUCAGCGCACUGGAAGAUGACGGUGACCUGGACGGCCGCGCCUCUGGUGGCCGCGACAGCCUGGCUAGCGACGGCGAGGGGGUGGCACUGAUUGCGCAAGACCUCGGCGACGAGGAGCACGAGGAGUUCGACUUCUCUGAGAUCAUGAUCCACCAGGUUAUCCACACGAUCGAGUUUUGUCUGAACUGUAUCUCCCACACCGCCUCGUACCUGCGUCUGUGGGCGCUCUCCCUGGCUCACCAGCAACUCUCCAUCGUUCUGUGGGACAUGACCAUCGGCGGCGCGUUCAAGCAGGAGUCUGGCACUAUCCGCGUCAUCAUGAUCGUGGUCACCUUCUAUCUGUGGUUUACCUUGACGAUUGCCAUUCUGUGUGUGAUGGAAGGCACCAGUGCCAUGCUUCACUCGCUCCGUCUGCACUGGGUUGAAGCUAUGAGCAAGCACUUCAUGGGCGAGGGCCUGCCCUUCAGCCCGUUCAGCUUCAAGACCCUCCUCGAGGAGGAUCCGGUGGAUUAGUUUUCUUGACUGGGGGGGGUAUGGUUGUCUGUCGAUUACAGAUUGUACAUUCUUUUUCUAUUGUUUUUAUGUGUCUGUAUUCGUCCGCUUUGCCUAGCAUCUUGGAUUAGACAACUAGCGAAUUCGAAAUCAUACUAGAGC
Messenger RNA from Aspergillus saccharolyticus JOP 1030-1, 2877 nucleotides. Its product is annotated as H(+)-transporting V0 sector ATPase subunit a. The coding region runs from base 169 to 2736 and encodes 855 amino acids. The record is from RefSeq and is a predicted model, not a curated record. The transcript is spliced from 4 exons. Lineage: Eukaryota; Fungi; Ascomycota; Eurotiomycetes; Eurotiales; Aspergillaceae. Gene Ontology annotation, biological process: proton transmembrane transport; vacuolar acidification. Gene Ontology annotation, molecular function: ATPase binding; proton-transporting ATPase activity, rotational mechanism. Gene Ontology annotation, cellular component: fungal-type vacuole membrane; vacuolar proton-transporting V-type ATPase, V0 domain; vacuolar proton-transporting V-type ATPase complex.